AUGUUACGUCUGAUGGGCUUGUUCGGUGUGUCCCUCGUCGGCUACCGCGACCUGCACAGCGUGGUGUGUUCGCCCGACCAGCUGGCUCAGUUCCUGGUGACGGCGACGCGGCAGGACGUGGCCAGCAUUUCCGCCUCCCUGUGCAGCCUCUCGCCCGACCUCGCCGCCAACAUCACCAGGGCCUUCACCGCCGCCCUCGACGCCCUCGGCCUCUUUGACAAGGUGUCGGAGGUCCUCGGGGCCAUCGGAGGCUACGAGGCAGAGUCCCUCGUGCAGCAGCUGGGGGCGAUGCUGGCUUCCCUGGGGCGCCUGGAGUCCCUCGCGCCCCUCGCCUCCACCUUCAGCAGCCUCAGCCACGCCCUGGAGCCCAUCACCUCGGCCAUAACGGACCUUGUGGACACGGGCUGGACGAUGGAGAGCAUGAAGAACCUGAUGGGCGUUCUCGAGGGCGUCGCAGAGGACCCCAAACUCACCUCUCUCAGCGUGCGGAUCCUGCAGACUGUAAGCAACCUCACCUCCGAAGUGGAUACGGACGCCCCCGACCCAUGGAAGGACAUCCUGACGAAGGCCGGGCAGGUGGUCGACACCGCAGGGCGCGAGGUGCUGGAGGCGACGGAGGCCCUGAGGGAGGACUCCGCCGCGCAGACGGCCCUCGCGCUGCUCACCUCCGUCCUGCCCGCCCUCAUGGGACCCACGCGCCCGACGUCACGAGGUGGGCCUCCUUUCAGGGCAAGAAGGCAUGAUCUCACUCAGCCAGGACAGGCGAGGCGUCACCGCUUUUGUUGCUGGCUGUACAAUUGCAGAGCCUGUGCGGGGGUUGGAGCCAUCUUGCUGUGUUUAAAAUCUUCGUCGGACUGUUCCUUGGUUCUCGUCGCUGGUGAGACUAAGUGCCAAAAUGCCCCCGGUUGGUGCCAGCGGAAAAGCAAUGCCGAAAAAGCCCAAGUCACGUUUAAAUUUGAUAUUGAUGUAAUGUGUUUUCAUGUCGAUGUCAGGAUAAACGUUGAAAGUUAUUUCAUCAUGAGUUCAAACCUGGGCGCCGCUCUGGACGACGCCCUGGAGCGCCUUCCGGCAGACGCCCAGAGUCACGUGGUCGGCGCGCUCGCCUCUGCGCAGAUGCUCGCCGCCCUCUUCGCCAACGCCACCCGAGCUUAUAACAUCCUGGUCCCGUGGGUGAUAUCAAACCCCCCAGCAGUGAACUAUGGGCUGAUGGCAACAUUCUCCAACCACACUUUACUCCAGAAACUGAUAUCAGACGAUUCCCUGGUGACUUGGACCUGCAGUCGAGAGUCCUGGACUGACCUCUCCGCCGAGGGCUGGGAGAGCGUGGCCUCGCAGAUGUGCACGGACUCCGGGCGGAAAAAUCUGCAGGAAUUAAGGGAUCUCAUUCAUCCGUAUUCUGAUCCAGAUUUUGUUAAGAAGGAAUUCCCCAAAACCUCGAUAAACGGAACCGCUGUCUUUGAGGCAUUCUGGGAUUCCUACGAGACCAGCCAAACCCUCGCUUCCACGAUGACGUCAUACAUUACGUCACGCAGGAGGAAGAGGGCGUUGGGGGACCUCGGCGCCGCGCAGUCUGACAUGCCGGCCACGCCCCCAGAGGUCAUCCGGGAACUGAAGGACGCGGCGAGGAUGACCCGACGCCUGCUCAAGAAUGUGUUAACGGCCUACUCGGGCCUGCUGGAGUCCGAACUGGAGAAAGAUGCGACUUCCUUCGCCUCGCUGCCGCACCACAUCCAGGUCCUCCUCGACCCGGGCACCAUGAUGCACGUGGCGGAUACGACCUCGUCUGUGGUGGAGGUCAUGAUUCAGCUGAUCGAAGUGACCUCAUCUCCCUGGAAGGUCACUGACGUUUUACUCCAACCUUCGACGAAGGUGGUGGAGGGUGAUUCAGCCUUCAUCUCCCUGGAAGGUCACUGA
Messenger RNA from Penaeus vannamei (Pacific white shrimp), 1914 nucleotides. The record is from RefSeq and is a predicted model, not a curated record. NCBI's taxonomy places the organism in Eukaryota, Metazoa, Arthropoda, Malacostraca, Decapoda, Penaeidae.